AUGACCUACCCAGAAGAAAUCGAUGAAUAUUCCUUGAUCCAGAAUGGCUUGAAAAGCCUCAACGAGGCUGCACAACGAUGCCAGCAGACUAAACACAGCAGUCAGGAUAGUAGCAUAGAAGGCUGCAGUGCCAGACAAAGCGCACGCGAUGAGCUGGUUCUCGAAGCGCUCAAAUUCCUCCAGAUCGCGCAGGGUCCUAUUGAUGCCGCUGCUACCUGUUACGAAAGGACGGCCCAUCUCGCGAGCGUCCGCGCGUUGCUGGAGAUGGGGGUAUUUGAAGCGCUUCCCACCGGGCGAGUAUCUCGCAGGACGGAAGAGUUGGCGCGGGAACUCAAUGUCGACGAAUCCCUUCUUGCUCGUCUGCUAAGGAAUUCGUCGCUGUACGGACCAUUCGAAGAGACUGGGCCGGGCCAAUACCGGCACACUCCAUUUUCCGAGGCGUAUUUGCGCCCCGAGAUUCGCGGCAUGUUUCGAUUUGCGAUGGACGACCAUAUGCCCGCGCACCUUAAGCUGCAUGAAUUUCUCCAACGUAACGGCUGGCAAGAACCUUCAUCUACUACAGAUAAUCCAUACACUUAUGCCCACAAGACGAACGGAAAGAGCAUGUUCGACAACCUCUCCGAGAAGCCGGAGCGCAUGAAGGCAUUCAAUAACGGGAUGACAGUGCAGGCGAUGACCCCCCUAUGGAUGAUUGAUCUGUUCCCGUGGAGAAGUCUGGCCCAGUUGAAGCCCACCGCGGGCCAGGUUCUCGCGGUUGAUAUCGGCGGCGGUAAGGGCAAGGCCAUCAGCCGGAUCCGGUCUUUCUGUAAUGGUUUGCCUGGCCGUUAUAUCCUACAAGAUCAAGAACAUGUUGUCAAGAGUGUCGAGGGCUCACUGGAUCCCUCGAUUGAGAGGAUGGCCUAUAAUUUCUUUACCGAGCAGCCUAUUCGAGGCGCUGUAACAUACCUCAUACGUCGUUGCCUUCACAACUGGCCCCAGGAUAGCGUGGUUUGUAUUUUGCAGAAUAUUGCUGCGGCCAUGGAGCCAGGGAAGUCACGGCUUCUAAUUGAGGAGAUUGUCGUACCGGCAGAGAAAGCCGGUGUUGAGGAAGGAUGGAUGGAUAUGAUCAUGAUGUCUUUGGGUGCUAAACAGAGGACUUUGAAGGAGUGGGAAAUGGUACUCGGUUUGGCUGGGCUGGAAGUCAAGAAAGUGUAUCAGAUUCCGGGGAAUUGCCAUGGGCUCAUUGAGGCCUGGCUGAAGUGA
Messenger RNA from Aspergillus niger, 1242 nucleotides. RefSeq lists its product as uncharacterized. The transcript has 5 exons. The record is from RefSeq and is a predicted model, not a curated record. The coding region runs from base 1 to 1242 and encodes 413 amino acids. Gene Ontology annotation, molecular function: O-methyltransferase activity. Lineage: Eukaryota; Fungi; Ascomycota; Eurotiomycetes; Eurotiales; Aspergillaceae.